GAUUCUUUUUUCGCACAUAAGAAUUAAGAAGAAGUAAAAAAAACCGAAUGCGGCGACCAUGAUGAACGUUGACAAGAAAGAAUCCGAUCGUAACCUUCCAGAACUUUCUCCACCGUCCAUGGAGAACCAUCCACCGGCACCGGCAGCGACACCGUCACGGAAACCACCAAAAGAACCUACUGCGCCGCCGCAGAUGAAACAGUCGCCGUCAACAACUGUCAUGAUUCCUUCUAUUGAUCCCAAUGCCCUCUUUAGCGGCGGCGGUAUUAGCUUUCUGACUGGAAACAAAAGUGCUAAAUUCAGCUACGGAUAUGCUAGUUUUAAGGGGAAACGGGCUUCCAUGGAGGACUUUUAUGAGACAAGGAUAUCAGAAGUCGAAGGUCAAAUGGUGGCAUUCUUUGGUGUUUUUGACGGUCACGGUGGUUCAAGAACAGCAGAAUACCUGAAGAACAACCUCUUUAAGAAUUUGAGUGGUCAUCCUGAUUUUAUCAAAGAUACGAAGUCAGCUAUAGUUGAAGCAUUUAAGCAGACCGACGCCGAUUACCUUAAUGAAGAAAAAGGCCAGCAAAAAGAUGCUGGUUCAACAGCAUCAACUGCUGUUCUUAUAGGUGAUAGAUUGGUUGUUGCAAAUGUGGGAGACUCUAGAGUCGUCGCUUGUAGAGAUGGUUCAGCUAUUCCUUUAUCCAUCGAUCACAAGCCUGACAGAUCUGAUGAGCGUGAAAGGAUAGAACAGGCUGGCGGUUUCAUCAUCUGGGCAGGUACAUGGCGUGUAGGUGGGGUACUGGCUGUUUCUCGUGCAUUUGGAGAUAAACUGCUAAAGCCAUAUGUUGUGGCAGACCCAGAGAUUCAGGAAGAAGAAAUUGAUGGUGUAGAUUUUAUAAUAAUUGCAAGUGAUGGACUUUGGAAUGUCCUGUCUAACAAGGAUGCUGUGGCCAUCGUGCAGGACAUAAAAGAUGCUGAAGCAGCAUCACGUAAGCUUAUAGAAGAAGCUUAUUCAAGGGGUAGUUCUGACAACAUCACCUGUGUAGUUGUUCGAUUUGAGAGCGCAUGAAUAAUGGACCUGGUAAGAUAAAAGAUUCUGAAGGAGGAUGUAGGCCUUGUAACUAGCUUAUUUUUCCAACUUCGCCAUACUUCUAGUGAUGAUUAAGCUUCUCGGAUGGCCAUGUCACUUGGAGUUGUAGUCGUGGGGAUUUUUACUAAUGGUCUCUGCUUAUAGACUUGUAAAUUUACUUUCAAUUGUUGUGUGAUGACAAAGUGUAAAUCACGCUGGUAUACUUUUAGUUUUUUUUUCUCUCUCUUUCACAUAUAGCUAUCAUGAUAGGCAUUCUCUGUUCCACUUGGCCUACAUAGAAUUCUUAAUCGAAUGCUUUCUGACAUUGUAUUCACGUAAUAUUUUCAGUGGAAAACAGAAAUUAGAUAUUCUCUACUUA
Molecule: messenger RNA, 1430 nt
Organism: Nicotiana tabacum (common tobacco)
Lineage: Eukaryota; Viridiplantae; Streptophyta; Magnoliopsida; Solanales; Solanaceae
Product: putative protein phosphatase 2C 11
Biological process (GO): protein dephosphorylation
Molecular function (GO): cation binding; protein serine/threonine phosphatase activity
Source: RefSeq, a predicted model, not a curated record